This is a messenger RNA of Dovyalis caffra, 1932 nucleotides long. NCBI's taxonomy places the organism in Eukaryota, Viridiplantae, Streptophyta, Magnoliopsida, Malpighiales, Salicaceae. The record is from the annotation of a GenBank genome assembly.
AUGUACAGGACUACAAUUUCACGCCUUAGAGCUCUCAAGGGUCGUGCCGGGAAUUUGGGAACUGCUUGGUAUGCUACUUCAAGUGCAGUAGCUUCUAGGCCAUCCUCACCAGGCUUCUUUACCUGGCUGACUGGAGAAAAGACUACUUCUCUUCCUCCCUUGGAAGUACCGCUUGCAGGUGUUGCCCUCCCACCUUCAUUACCCGACUACGUCCAACCAGGAAAGGUUAAAUCAAAAGUUCUGGAAAAUGGUUUGACGAUAGUCUCAGAAGCAUCAUCGAAUCCUGCAGCCUCCGUAGGAUUAUAUCUUGAUUGUGGUUCUGUCUAUGAGACUCCCAUUUCAUGCGGAGCAACCCACUUGCUUGAAAGGAUGGCAUUCAAGAGUACUAGAAACAGGAGUCAUUUGCGCAUUGUCAGGGAAGUUGAGGCAAUCGGGGGUAAUGUAGCAGCUUCAGCCUCUCGAGAACAGAUGGGAUACACUUUUGAUGCUCUUAAGACAUAUGCUCCUGAGAUGGUAGAGCUGCUUAUUGAUUGUGUAAGGAAUCCUGUCUUCUUGGAUUGGGAAGUUAAUCAAGAGCUGAAAAAGGUGAAAGAUGAAAUUGCGGAGCUCUCUAAAAAUCCUGAAGGCUUACUGCUGGAGGCUAUUCAUUCUGCUGGUUUUCAUGGUCCAUUGGCGAAUCCUCUUUUGGCUCCAGAAUCAUCACUAGACAGACUGAAUGGUGACAUUUUAGAGGAAUUUGUAGCUAAGCACUACACAGCUCCUAGGAUGGUCCUUGCUGCAUCUGGGAUUGAAUUCGAGGAGCUUGUCUCUGUUGCAGAGCCACUGCUUUCCGACCUCCCACGGGUGAUACACACUGAUGAGCCAAAAUCCAUGUAUGUUGGAGGGGACUAUCGCAAACAAGCUGCUUCACAGUUGGCACAUGUUGCUCUAGCUUUUGAAGCUCGUGGAGGAUGGCAUAAAGAGAAAGAUGCUAUAGUGUUGACUGUUCUUCAGAUGCUUAUGGGAGGAGGUGGCUCAUUCUCUGCAGGGGGGCCUGGAAAAGGGAUGCACUCACGACUUUAUAUCCGUGCCUUGAGCAAGUAUUCAGAACUCCAAUCUUUCUCUGCAUUCAACAGCAUCUUCAAUAAAACUGGAUUGUUUGGCAUCUAUGCUAGCUGUGGCCCGAACUUUGUGCAUAAAGCAGUUGAUAUAGCAGUGGCUGAACUAAUUGCCAUUGCAACACCUGGACAAGUUACCGGGGAACAGCUUAAUCGUGCCAAGGAGUCCACAAAAUCUGCAGUUUUGUUUAAUCUCGAAUCUAGGAUGAUUGUAGCCGAAGAUAUUGGGAGACAGUUUUUGACUUAUGGAGAAAGGAAGCCUGUGGAACACUUUAUAAAGGCUGUGGAUGAAAUCACAUUGGAUGACAUUACUUCCAUUGGAUGCUCGCUAAUUAGGUCACCUCUAACAAUGGCAUCUUAUGGGGACGUUCUUAAUGUCCCCAGCUAUGAAAGUGUUAGCUCCAAGUUCGAACGGGUUUUUUCUUCCCUGUUCACUCUGGCUUUAGUCAUGCCUAUGGCUAAGAGAGCAGCUCCUCUUGCUCUGUUCAUGAUGAUAGCUCUUUUUGGAGGCUGUUUUGAUGCUGGCUACAAUGUUGGUGAAUCUGCUGGCUGGACCUUUGGAGUCGACUAUAGCCAGUGGGCUUCCACCAAGAAAUUCCAACUCAGUGACACUCUUCGUAUGCACCUUGAAUGUGAUUUCUUGCAAUUUUUCAAUUACAACACUCUGUUUCACAAUGUUUUGCAAGUGACCAAAGAAGACAACAAAUCUUACAAUCUAAAAUCCCCAGUUGCUACCUAUGCUAGUGGCAAUGACUCCAUCACCCUUACUCUUACUUCGUCUGUGGUUUUAUUCGUCAUUGCCAAUCCAAUCGAGUUGGCAAUGGAUCAGAUAUAA